Molecule: messenger RNA, 548 nt
Organism: Clupea harengus (Atlantic herring)
Lineage: Eukaryota; Metazoa; Chordata; Actinopteri; Clupeiformes; Clupeidae
Product: interleukin-8-like
Exons: 3
Coding region: 131-418 (95 amino acids)
Source: RefSeq, a predicted model, not a curated record
AUCUUUUGAGGAAGUCCUCUAACAAGGAAUUACUAGAACUGUUGUUAAACAUUAAAGCUCUGCUAACAUUCCACAUCAGGGCAGGGCAAGUUGUUUGAGUUUAUGACUAGAGAUUAACUGUAAACCCAGAAUGAGCAGUAAAAUACUUGGCAGUUUUUUUACUUUUCUUGCGGCCUGUCUGGUUGUUACAGAAGGUAUGAGCCUGCGAGGGGCGGGAGUGGAGCCUCGCUGUCGCUGCAUCGGGACAGAGAGCCGGCGGAUUGGGAAACUGAUUUCAAGAGUAGAACUGUUCUCCCCAAACCCUCACUGCAAAGACACAGAGAUCAUUGCCACAUUGAAAGAUAGUGGUGAGGAGAUUUGCUUGGACUCCAGUGCUCCCUGGGUUAGAAAAGUCAUUGACAAAAUCUUGUCUAGGUAAGUUGAGAGCAAACCACGAUUUGAGCGAUAAUUGAUGUUAUGUCUGUCAGACGAUAAUAGCUGCAUUCUAUUUAUGCUACAUCUGAAGUUGCUGCAUUUGAAAGUUUUUGCUUUGCUUUUCUUUUUCCUCA